CGUUGCAAAGGCUGUUGGGAGACGGGCCUAGUGCGACGUUCGCGCAGCGGAGCGAGAGAGAAAGAAAGAAAAGCGAUUAGAUAGAGAAGGAACUGCUCGAUCGCGUGUGAGAGAAAAAAAAAACACAGACUGACUCCCACAGAAACCGAGCACAGCCUCCCUCGGGGACCCUGCAUCAUGUCCACCUCUGUGGUCCAGGUCACUAACAUCUCCCCGGUGGCCAGUAGCGAGCAGCUGACCACUCUCUUCAGCUUCCUGGGAGAGAUCGACGAGUUCCGCGUCUUCCCUUCCGACAAUUCGCCUAUUCCAGUUUCGUCAAGGGUAUGUUACAUUAAAUAUCACGAUCCUGUGAGUGUUGGUGUGGCCCAGCAUCUAACAAACGUGGUUUUUAUAGACAGAGGCCUGAUAGUUGUACCCUUCAGUGAAGGUAAAAUUCCAGAUGAAGCCAAAGCCUUGUCCCUUUUGGCUCCUUCUACAGGAUUGAUGCCUGGUGCAGGGUUGCUCCCAGCCCCAACAUCAACCCCCCUUGUUUCCAUUACUACAGUUGACGCAGUUGCGAGUACAAUGGGAGCUGUGGUUGGUUCUGUCCCUUUUACUACACUGGGAGCACUACAAGCUGGACUUGAUCCCACUCUUACAGCUUUAGGAAUAAACUCUCAACCUCCAACAAUGGGAAAUGUGGACCCUUCCAAGAUUGAAGAAAUCAGAAGAACAAUUUAUGUUGGAAACUUGAACUCACAGACCACAACAGCAGAUCAGCUACUAGAAUUUUUCAGCCAGGUGGGUGAGGUGAAGUUUGUACGUAUGGCAGGAGAUGAGACGCAGCCAACCCGAUUUGCCUUUGUUGAAUUUGCUGAGCAGUCUUCUGUACUACGAGCCUUGGCCUUCAAUGGAGCCAUGUUUGGGGACAGGCCUUUAAAGAUCAAUCAUUCUAAUAAUGCGAUUGUGAAGCCUCCUGAGAUGACACCACAGGCUGCUGCCAAAGAGCUUGAAGAAGUGAUGAAGAGAGUGAGAGAAGCCCAGUCCUUUAUAUCAGCAGUUAUUGAACCAGUUGGGGAAAAGGAAAGUGAUGAGAAAAACAGAAGAUCCCGAUCCUAUUCCCGAUCGAGAAAGAAAAGAUCUCGUUCCAGUUCAAAACAAAGAUGUUCCAGGAGUAGGUCGCAACAGAGAUCUCCCUCAAGACACAAAGACAGGUGUGAUUCUAAGAGUCCUCAUACAAAGCGUUCACGAUCAAAAGACAGGCGCCGAUCAAAAAGUUGUUCGCCAUCAAGGGAAAAGAAAGUGGAAAGUGACAGUAAAGUGAAAGAAGAAAACAAAGAUGGAGAUGGAGAUUAUGGGAAGAAGAAAGAAAAGAAGUCCAGCACUCCGCCAGGAAGAAACAGCUCAUCUAGGAGAUCCCGGAGUUCAAGCAAAGAAAAAUAUCGAAAGAAAAGCAGGAGUUUAUCAAGAAAAAGAUCCAAGUCACCAAGGAAGAGGUCCAGGUCUCCGAGAAGGAGGUCCCGGACACCAAAGAGGAGGUCCAAGUCGCCGAGGAGGAGGUCCAGGUCACCAAGGAGGAGGUCCAGGUCGCCGAGGAGGAGGUCCAGGUCGCCGAGGAGGAGGUCCAGAUCACCGAGGAGGAGGUCCAGGUCGCCGAGGAGGAGGUCCAGGUCACCGAGGAGGAGGUCCAGGUCUCCGAGAAGGAAGUCCAGGUCACCGAGGAGGAGGGUUUCCAGAUCGCCGAGGAGGAGAUCCAGGUCACCAAGGAGGAGGUCCAGGUCACCGAGAAUACGGCCAAGGACACCAAAAAGAAAGUUUUCCAGAUCUCCAUCUCCAAGAAGAAAUAAGAAAGAGAAAAGAAAAGACAAAGACAGAGGACACAGCAGAGAUAGAGUUGAGAACAGAGAAAAUUCAAGCAGCCAGAGCCAGGAUAAGAACAAACGGGAUCAUUCUACCUCCAAGAAGAAGAAAGACAAGGAAAAAGAUGGCAAAAUCAAGCUGGAUAAAACAGAUAUCAAGAUCGAAGGUGACUGCAAUAAUGAACAAGCGUAUAAUAAUGAUAAAAAUAAAGAAAACACUGAAACCAGUAGUGAAGUCUUGGUCAAUGUUAAAGAAAAUGGUGACCAUAACAUAGUUCACCAAAACACAGAAGAAGAAAAGAAGUCUGAAAAUACCCCUUUAGUUAAUGCUGAAGAGGAAAACGGAGAAAAAACAGACACAUUAUCUACAGACUUAAAUGAUAAGCAGAACAAGUCUGUACCUUCAGCUGAGGUAGAAUGUCCUUAGCAGUUUGACCUAAUUAUACAUCUGUGUGGCAUUAUCUUUGAUGGAUCCCACAAUUGGGUGCUUCAUCAAUCUUUUAAAGCUGAUGAUGGAAGAAAUCUGUAACGAAAAACUUAACUGCGUUCGUGCAUGAACCAGUGAGCAUAGAAUGAAUGAAUGGAUGGAUGAGUAAUGUCACUCAGACUGAAAAUGACAAAGUAGUGCCUUUGUCAUAAAAGGAUUUGUAAAUAUAUGUACUACUUUGUUUAAACUCUCACAAAACACACAUUUGCCUUCACAGAAUGUUGUUAAGUCUGUAAGUUGCCAGUACAUUAUUUUGCUAGUGUUAAUGAGGGGAGGGAACAGUGUCAUGCUUAAAUAACAAUUUCUUCAUCUAGAGUUUUUUUUCCACUCCUUGCAGUUGUAGACUUGGCCAUUUGCAGAUGUAUUGAUACAGACAGAUGAAAUAUAGAAAAAUACACAGUUGGAUAGAAUAAGAUUUUAUUGCAGAGUGCAAGUUUUCCAGGAGAAAUAAAAUUAAUGAUUCCAAACUCUGAAUUUUUCUAUUUGUACGAUAUAGCUUUGGCAAGUAAAUGAAAUCAAGCACUCUUAUGUAUAUGCAUCACAGAUAGGAAGAGGUUUGUGAUUUGAUAAGUAAUGAUGUUACAGUGGUACCAGUGCUUUCACUGAAAUUAUAGAGUUACUAUUCAAUUUAUUCACGAUGGCUUUUUAAUUACUUUAGAAGAUUGGCUUAUUUGCUUUGAUUUAAGAUGUUAAGAUUUAACAGAAUGAAUCAGAUUCUAGUGUUGCUAUAAAUCACUUUAUUACUGAAAGCUUUAAACUAUGGUCACGUUUGUUGUUAUUUUUGUGUGUGGGCUGUCAUGCACUGGAAUCUUACUGAUUACAGAUAAACUAAUGAGUUUGUGAACAAAGAUUCCAAAACUAGACGUGAGGAUGUGACUCAUUAUUAGCUAAGCAGACAGAGCUCCUGCAAUGACUUUAGUGAGGUAAAUGCAUCAUUUAGUGAUGCCAAGCUAUAAUGAUCUGGAAGAUCCAAUAUCAGUUUAUGCAGAAUUAGCUGAAAUGGCGGUUGGGUUUGACAGCUUCUAAGCUGUGGAAUAGGAAGGGGAACAAGCAGGCAGAGCUUCUGGUUUUAAAUACUAUCAGUGAUCCUUGCAAGAAAUUGAGCAGGUGCAAAUUGUAAAUGAGGAUAAGGUUCAACUUGGCAGCUCAUAAGUCUACAAUUGCUGACGCUCAUGGAAGCUCAUGCGUAAGGAUUGGCUACAACAAGUAUAGAGGCUACAUGAGUUAGAGUACUGGAGGACUCUUGGUGUCUGAACUAUACCUUGCAUGACCCACCACGUUAAGAAGAGAGAUAAAAAUCGAACAGAUAAAAUAAGCAGUGGUGUAAUCUAAUUCUACAUUUUAACCCAAUAUAUUUAACAAAGCAAUAUAGUGUUGUAGUAUAGCAAGAAAGCAUUAUCUCAACCUCUGAAUUUUUAGGCAAAAGCACUGUAACAUAGUGAAAAACAUUUAUAUAUAGUUAAUGGAACACUUCCUGAAAAUAUUACUCGCUCUUCUACUUAUGUAAUUUUCAGUGGCAGUUGACUGUUUUGCUCUAAUAAUAGGGGCGCGGGGGCUGGGGGAGGAUCAAGCUUGCCCUAUUUUAUGGCCCAGUACAGUGCAACUGAUAAACAAUCUGCUCUAAGGCCAUAAUUUGUCUAGGUCAUAAUAAUGUAAUUCUAAACUAUUGCUGGAUUUAUUUGACUGAGUAGGAAUCUGCUAACAUCUUUUCCAUAAUUGACUGCUUUCCUGCCAAAGAAAAUGGAGAAUUGAACUCUUAUUUCAGAAGCUAAGACCUAUAAUUGAGUCCAAGUACUGUACCAUGAUAUACUAUACUUAUCAAUACAAGAGUAAGUCUUGUUAAACUUAACACACUACCAUUCAUAGUUCAAAUAACCUUUUCCUCUCAUUUCUACAGAAUGCCACAGGGCACAUUAUUUCUUCGUUGAUCUAACAAUACAGAAGUUAAUAAUGUCUGUUUUCUUUUGCCAAUGGUUCAUGUCUGUUAAAUAAGCUCCAUUUAUUGCAUACUGCUUACAUUUUGAAGGUGCGUUGUGUUAGGAGGGUGAGGUAUUUACUGACAUUUUGGAAUAUUUAGCACGUGUAAGGCUCUGACAGUCUGCAAAGAUGCUAUUUGUACAUUGUGUUAAACUGUGAAGUGCAAUUUUCUAUUAAAAGUUUAUAGUACAAGAAGAACCAUAAUACAAAACUUGCAAAUUGGCUAGUUGCUAAUUACAGUCUAUUUCAGAAAAUGCAACUGAAUUCAUCUUUGUGGCACUAAAGAUUGUUGUGUGAUAUCCAUUUUACAAAUAGUCACGGAUUGCUGUGAUUAUUUAGUCCAACUGUUCCCUUUUAAUCGUUAUAAAAUUAAUAACUAUAGUUAAACUAUUAAUAAAAGGACAAUUGGUUGAACAGCUCUUGUUUUCCCUCUUACAACAUGGCUUAAUUUGAUUACUGUACUUGUAAUGUCUUUGGAAUCAUGUUUUUAAUGAUAUUGGUUAAGGAAAUAUCUUUUGGGAAAGAUGGGAACUGUGACAAA
Molecule: messenger RNA, 4843 nt
Organism: Carcharodon carcharias (great white shark)
Lineage: Eukaryota; Metazoa; Chordata; Chondrichthyes; Lamniformes; Lamnidae
Gene: srek1
Product: splicing regulatory glutamine/lysine-rich protein 1
Exons: 12
Coding region: 178-2265 (695 amino acids)
Cellular component (GO): cytoplasm; ribonucleoprotein complex; nucleus
Molecular function (GO): mRNA binding
Source: RefSeq, a predicted model, not a curated record